CUCAGUGUUUUCAACAACUCUCCAGGCAUUUUAUGUGAAUGUUGUUUUCAGGAAUACAGUAAUUUCUUCUUUUAUUGGUGAUGCAGUGCUAAUUAUGUAAGGCCAGCGUUCUCGACAACUGACUAUGCAUUUCAUCUCAAACGCCCCCGUGGACAACCGCCCGUACGGACACCAGCCUUACUUGAAGAACGAAGACUUCCACAACUACUCUCCGAACAUCAGCCGUCGCAACUCGACAGUGAGCGGGACGUUCCACCUGAACCACAACCACAACCACCACCACAGCGAGGACAUCUUCAUCAACGAGUUCCGCGUGCUCACCAACAACAGCGCCGACGAGGCGAGGGAGCCGUUCAUUUGCGAGCAGCUCACCGACUGGAAGAAGAGCAGCGAUUACACGCACACCCAGAAAGACGAGUUCCCCGUCGACCAUAACUGCGUCACCGAGCAGUGCAAGAGAAUCAUCAUCAACAUCAGCGGCCUCAGGUUCGAGACCCAGCUCCGGACUCUAAACCGCCUCCCCAACACUCUUCUGGGUGACCCGGAGAAGAGAGAGAAGUACUGGGACCCGCGGAUGCGGGAGUUCUUCUUCGACCGACACCGUCCGACAUUCCAGGCCAUCCUCUACUACUACCAGAGCGGCGGGAGACUCAAGCGCCCUCUGGAGGUGCCUAUCGAUAUCUUCAUCAACGAGCUGCAUUUCUACGAGAUCGGCAACAACACCAUCGACGAGUUCCGGCGGACGGAAGGCUGCAUCGUGGAGCACGAGGUGGUGCUGAAGCCGAGUAACAGGAUCCAGUUGAAGCUGUUCGAGGUGAUGGAGUACCCCGAGAGUUCCGUUUGCGCCAAGAUUGUCGCCGUCCUGUCCAUCAUCUUCAUCCUCGUCUCCGUGACGACCUUCUGCGUGGAGACUCUGCCGCACUUCACAGGCAAGGACUGCAAGAACCAGACCGUGGUGGUCAACGGCACAGCGUCCGUGAUCCGCGUGCCCAACUAUACGGAACCGCUGUUCAUCACGGAGUCGUGCUGCAUGGUGUGGUUCGUCUUCGAGAUGAUCAUCCGGUUCGCCGUCUGUCCGUCCAAGAAAGCCUUCCUGAAGAACAUCAUCAACUGGAUCGACGUGAUCGCGAUCGUGCCGUACUUCAUCUUCCUGGCCAUCACCUUGGUGACCGGUUCGUGCAGCACGAGCAACAAGACGGGCGGUCUGUCGGUCCUCCGCGUGUUGAGGGUCGUGCGAAUCCUCAAGCUCAGCAAACAUUCCGAGGGGCUCAAGAUCCUCGGCAAAACGCUGAGGACGAGCAUUAGGGAGCUGACCAUGUUUCUCAUGUUCCUUGGCAUCGCCACCGUCAUUUUCUCCGGCGCCGUCUUCUAUGCCGAGACGGCUCAGGAAACCGGACAGUUCUCCAGCAUCCCCGACACGUUCUGGUGGGCUAUUGUUUCCAUGACGACAGUGGGCUAUGGUGAUUACGUUCCUACAGGAGCCAUUGGGAAGUGCCUCGGCGGCAUGUGUGUGCUCUCCGGGGUUCUGGCCAUUGCACUUCCGGUGCCAGUCAUCGUGGCCAAUUUUAACAACUACUACCGACAGUACACAGGGCGGGGCUACGGGUCGGUAUAAAAAUGUGGAUUUAUUCUAUUACUGUAAGUACGGAAGUCGAGGCUAUAAGUCAGUAUAACGUGGAUUUAUUCUAUUAUUAUCAGUACAAUAGUCGAGGUUAUAAGUCGAUAUUAAAAUGUGGAUUUAUUCUAUUACUGUAAGUACGGUAGUCGAGGCUAUGAGUGGAUAUAAAAUGUGGAUUUAUUAUAUUACUGUCAGUACAAUAGUCGAGGCUAUGAGUCGAUAUUAAAAUGUGGAUUUAUUAUAUUACUGUCAGUACCCUGGACGAGGCUAUAAGUCGAUAUAAAAUGUGGAUUUAUUAUAUUACUGUAAGUACCCUGGACGAGGCUAUGAGUGGAUAUUAAAAUGUGGAUUUAUUAUAUUACUGCCAGUACCCUGGACGAGGCUAUGAGUGGAUAUAAAAUGUGGAUUUAUUAUAUUACUGUCAGUACCCUGGAUGAGGCUAUGAGUGGAUAUAAAAUGUGGAUUUAUUAUAUUACUGUCAGUACCCUGGACGAGGCUAUGAGUGGAUAUUAAAAUGUGGAUUUAUUAUAUUACUGUCAGUACCCUGGACAAGGUUAUGAGUCGAUAUAAAAUGUGGAUUUAUUAUAUUACUGUCAGUACCCUGGACGAGGCUAUGAGUGGAUAUAAAAUGUGGAUUUAUUAUAUUACUGUCAGUACCCUGGACGAGGCUAUGGGUGGAUAUUAAAAUGUGGAUUUAUUAUAUUACUGUCAGUACCCUGGACGAGGUUAUGAGUCGAUAUAAAAUGUGGAUUUAUUAUAUUACUGUCAGUACCCUGGACACGGCUAUGAAAGGCAUAACAUUUGGGAUUUAACUUACUACUGCCACUAUCCUGGAAGAGGUUGUGGAUCGGUCUAACACAGGGGAUUUGUUCUAGUAUAGUCAGGAUGAUGGUUCAUCGCACGGAGCAGUCUACACUGUGUGGCUAAGUAACAAAUACUAAUGUCAAUAACACAGGUCAUGUCAUAGAGUGCUCUCGCCCCGAUGUGACCUACGAAUAAUUAUAUCUAAUAUAUAUAUCUAGACUAAUGACGCAGGUCAUAUACUGAUGGGCUGUUAGUGUUGUCAUUGCUCUGUAAUAAUUCCAGUAUAGCCAUUGGAAUGUGCCACUUCUGCCAUAGACAGAUGGGUUUCUGUUGUCUGCUUAAUUUGUUUUAAAAGUGGAUGAUUUUCAGACGAAGGAUUUACACAUAUCUUUUCAGAAAACAAUUCUAAAGAAUUAAUUAAAUCCUAUAUUUUCAUUUGCAAUACAGGUGUAUUUUUUCAAUUUAACUAUGAAAGCCACAACUCUAGACUAAUAGUUAGAAAACAAUGAUUACACAGACAGAGUUUGUUACAUGGUUUUAAUAAGUACGUGUUACAUAGUUUUAGUCAAUACGUGUUUGUUUGUUUGUUGUUGUUUGUUUGUUUGGUUUGGGGUUUGUUUUGUUUGGUUUGGGUUUUUUCAUUAUAUUUUUUUUUUUUUUUUUAUUAUUAUUAUUUUUUUUUUUUGUUCAUUAUAUUUUAUUGUUUCUGUUGUUAUUUGUUUUCAGACGUAUAUUGCCAUUGACACCCCUCCCCUUAUAAGCCUCUAGCUUAUAAAUUGAUUCUCUGUUGUUUUUUUUUUUUUUACUUGAGUAGGGGCAAUAUAUGAGCCAUGUUUUUUUAUCAUAAAUCUGUGCAUCGACCAAGUGAUUAAAUAGACGAAUAGAUUAUUACGUUACGGUAUAGUAACCUAGCUACGUGGUGACAUGCAGUAUAUAUACUAUUUAAAACAAAUUAAUGAUCAGUGAUUAUAAUGUUUUGUAUGCAUCCUGGGGCGGAUCCAGGGUUUUGUAAACGGUGAGGUCCAUAAAAUGAUAAAUUGCAAUUUGAGUUUGUCCAAAGGGAGCGAGAUCUAUAAGUGUGUUAGGGAGUAUGCUCCCUUGAAAAGUUUGAAAUUAAAUGCCAAUAGCCGUGGUUCGAGGUAAAUUUACUGUUGUAUAUUGUGGACGAUGAAUUAAAAAAACGACAACACUAAAGUCAUCCCUGUGACACCUCAUACUACCAUUAUAUUGAACUGAAUAGAAUGUUCAUUGUAAUAAUCGAAUGCAGAAAACAAUCUUUGAUGUGUGUAUUUGUGGCACCGAUAAUCCUGAUAAAAUUAACAAACCUAAUGAAACACACGUCGCCUUUUAUCGAAUACACACGCAGCAAUAUUACAUGUACAAGAUAUUACACGUCCGUAAUUUUCACUCACCAUACAGUUAACACGUUAGGUUGGUACGAGUGUGACAUUCUCUAUGUCUCCUAGGAACACGAUAUUAGACGACAGGGGUAGGGCUCCUGCCUGGCUCCAAGACGGAAAUUCUCAAAGACACGUUACACGUUGGCUAACAUUAAUCUUUUGUCCAACGUCUUCUGUGUGAACAUUCUGUAACAUAUCAGAAUAAUGGUAUUAUGGUGAAAUGCACUUCCAUAUUAAAUAUAGUUACUGACCCUAACUUGUUUUGAGUAGUAAUAGGAGUUUGACUUUGAUAUACAGUAUACAUUCAUCAAUUAUGUGAUAUACAAUAUAUAUUACACAGCUAUACGAUUAUAUAGUAUGUAUAUAUAUGUAUAUUAAGCAGAUGUAUAAUAUACCAUAUAUGCUAAACAACUGUGAUAUUAAAUAGGUAUUUGAUAUAUAGUAUAAAUUAAACAGUUAUGUGAUAUAGUCUAUAGUAAACACUUAUAUAAUGUGCAUUAUGUAUUAACGAGCCAUGUGGUAUAAAGUGUAUAUUUAACAGCUAUGUGAAAUGCAGUAUUAUAUUAAAAUGUAUGUGAUAUUAUCUGUGGCCAGUGCCUUUGACAACGACUACAAAACACCUCCUGUGAUAGAGUUGAACACACUACCAGAAUACCACUGAUAUUCCGUUCUACCCAAGUGGUUUCAGCGUCAGGAACUAGCCAAAAAUAACCAUUGUUUUAUACGUGUCUUAUAUCAUUGUGUUUAUUAAAUAGAUUA
Messenger RNA from Gigantopelta aegis, 4581 nucleotides. Its product is annotated as potassium voltage-gated channel subfamily A member 1-like. Lineage: Eukaryota; Metazoa; Mollusca; Gastropoda; Neomphalida; Peltospiridae. The coding region runs from base 125 to 1615 and encodes 496 amino acids. The transcript has a single exon. Gene Ontology annotation, molecular function: delayed rectifier potassium channel activity; protein binding. The record is from RefSeq and is a predicted model, not a curated record. Gene Ontology annotation, biological process: protein homooligomerization; potassium ion transmembrane transport. Gene Ontology annotation, cellular component: voltage-gated potassium channel complex; membrane.